AUGCAGCACUCACGCAUGUACAAUCCUGGUGGGGGGAAGCGUGACGGCGAUAAUAGGGCGCGAAAUGUGUCUAUGUCCGCUAACCAAGCCAGUUUGAUUGUUGGUGGUGGAAGCAGUUCACACUCUUCCAUGAGGUCGACUUCGUCCAUUGGUAACACCUUGACAAUUGGUCGUAGAGAUCCUUCAAGGCCCCACAAUGUCAGUAGUAAUGGUAAAGUCAUCCGACAUAACCUUAUAACCAGUUUUGGGAAUAGCGUAGGAGGGACCGGUAGUUCCUCGGCAAGUCUUUCUACAAUUCCAGGAUCAUCAGAUAUCAUUCAAGAUCAGUACACAACACCUUCAAAUCGUUUGACUGAACCUGUUCCAAUUACAGUAUGGUUCCAUGAGGUGAGAACAUCGCUGGAAGAUGUUGUUUUAGAUGCUGCGACAGUUCCAGGGGUGCGAGAAGGUGAUAUAUGUGAGUUGACUUCUUCUUUUCAUGAACAGAAAAAGAGAUUUGUAUUUAAAGUAUCCAGUGGAAAUCUGUCGAAUGUAUCGCCAGGAAGUGCAACACAGAAUAAUAUGGGAAAUUCAGUUCCCACCCCAAUCCCUACAUCUUCUAAUCCUGUUGCACCUUUAUCAAUGAAUAUCAAUAAUAAUAAUAAUAAUAAUGCCACUACGCCAAAGGGAAAUUAUCAGAUUUCCCUUUUAUCUAACCCAUUACAAAAAUUAAUGGACUUGCCUCCUCGAAGUCAAGCAGUCUUAAGAGUUGUUCCACUACAGUCCGUCGAGGCAGAUACGGUAGAGAUAUUUAUCAAGGAUAUAUCGCUUUCAAGAGAUUCAAUGUGGUCAUUCUCCCUGACUUUAGUGGGCACUUGUGUAUAUGCUCAGAAAAGACUCACUUAUUUAAAUGGAAGAUGUGGUACUGUGAAAAACAUAUAUAAGGAUGGGAAGAGUAUAUUUUCCGGAUAUAUCGGUCAAUCUACAAUAGUGAACUUCCGUUCAGAAUCUUCUAGGCUUGUCUUUCUUGUGCAUUUGGCAAGAGAAAUGUGGCAUUUUGAAGAAAAUGGUGAGAUCAUGUUCCAUAAAUUAGUCAAUACUCUAUUUCCGAAGAUUUUCCAGAAAUGGAGAGACAAUGGAGCACAUCAUUCCAUAACGAUAGUCUUAUUUACGAGUGUGGAUUUAACAACCGUUCCCUGGACUAGUCUUGGACAAGGAGAAAAACCAAGCAAUCGAAGAGAUUUCUUUAGAGUGGCAGUAGAUCAGAUUGAUAUUUUCCAUUGGGAUCGAAUUAUGGCAAAUUUAAGAUUAGAAUUUGCUAAUUUUAAAAGAGAUAUAAUGCUUCACCAAGAAAAAAAUAGUGAAGGCUAUAUAAUCCAAGGAGAAUCAUUACCGUCUGUCAAGGGUAAUAUCUUGGAAGCGGUUAAUUUGGCUAUCACCUUAGUUUGUGAUAGGUUCCGCAAUGCUGACUUGAAACAUUCACUUAAUCAUUUCGUUCUUGUAACUCUGGGUACCGGAUUAUUUGAUGUCGAUUAUAAUCUAAUGGUGGAGACUAGUCGUAAAAUGACUAGUAUAGAUGUGGCAUUGGAUAUUGUAUGUCUAAGCCAACCACCACUUCAUAUUGUUCCACUUUUCCGAUAUAAAGAUCCAACUAACGGAGGGAAAAUUGCUCAUUGUGUGCCCAAUUGGUGUGAUAUUUCAUUUUUCAAAGACCUGGGAUUUAAAUCAAGUCAAUGGAUUCCUCGAUGUAAGAUUUAUGAGUUACAAAUGAUGGGAGUUAUGGAAAAUGAAAUAAACGAGUUGGAGAUUGAAAGAUUAUAUUUGAAAAAUGCCAAAAGUGCCUUGGAGGCGAUGGAAAUGUAUGAUGAGGAAGUUUUCCAACCGGUUGAUAUUAAAAGUAGUAGGGUAGGGCUGAUUGGACAACUUCAAAAAAGAGACGGAGGGAAGGAAGUUAAGGAAUUACCAUCCACUCCUAAUGAAGCAACAACUCCAAAUAAUAUGUCCCUCUCACUUAUGUGGAAUAGUAAAAAACCUUUAAGUUCUGCUAAGGUUGUUGAUGUUUUGACCACUAAUUCAUUAGCUCUAGGAACCACUAAUACUGGUAGUGAUGUUUCAGCCUUAACUACCUUGUAUACAUUGAACAAAAACUCUGAUGUGACAAACAAUGGUAACAGUAACCUUAAUCUUCUUGCUCCUCGUGCUAUUCGAUCUGAAAGUUCUACUCCAAAUUCUAGUAGAAGCCAUACACCAAUCCCAAUAAAAAGUUCCAGAAUGUUUACACAACCACGUAUGAUUGGAGAAUUGGAACUUAGUAGAAGUCCUAAGAGAGAUAUGAGAGAUAUUCAGAGGGAAAUGCUCGAUAAAAGAGACGUUCCAAGAGAUAAUGACAAAAACAGUCGUGACGUUCCCCUUGAUAGAUCUAGUAAUCUGGGAAGUAUGUCAGGUAGACACUUAUCUAACACCGACGAUAGGCCAAAACUCUCGCAUACAAAUUCACUCUGGACAAAUGUACCCAAUCCUUCAAAGGAAAUGCAUACAGAUGUUUUGGAAUUCCUUAGACUAUCUCGUUGGAAUGGAGUUUUUCCACCAAAAAUAAAACGUAAACAAGUAAAAUGGAGAUCAUUCCAAUCUCCUGCAGCUCUACCAUUAGUUACCAAGAACUUUCCAAGUGUGAGAGAAUUAGAACUGGAAUAUACAUUCCAACUUUACGAUGUCUUAUUGAGUCCAGAUAAUGAUCUUCAUUUGGCAUCAACGAAGGAUUUAAUGAGAGAAAUGAUUCAAUUAAGACUACUUUUAGGAUUUCAAAUUUGCUUUGGAGAUGAAGUGAAACGAGUAGAAGCUAGUUGGCAGAGUGGUGGUAGUCCAGAGAACUUGAUUAAAUACUUCCCGCAAACUGGUGACUGUUUAGGGGCUAUAGUCUAUAUGUCUUUAGAUGAUGAGAUUCAUAGAAUUAUGUGUGAUUAUAAUGGAAACUUGAGUGUUCAAUUAUACAGACAUAAUAAGGCAAUGAAGGAAGUUCCAACUGCUCUUGGGGCACGGAACUAUAAACUAAAUCCUUAUCUACCAUUAAUUCGUACUCGUUACGCCGAUGAAUACUCUCCAGCUAAAAUCGAUGCAAUUAAUACAAAGCCAAAGAAAUACAAUUGGAAUCAAUUUGACCAAUUAUUGGCAGGACUUGACGAUAUCAUGCCAGAUGAUCAAAAAGAUUUUCAUAAGAUGAAGUUUGUUGUAAUGCCCAUAGCGACCCCAAAGAAUGCAUUCUAUAUCUCGAAUGAGCGGUUAUCCGAUGAGGAAAUCAGAGUGGAGGGUAUUAGAAAGUUGAUUGCAAUGAUUGAAAGAGGGAAGUGUGGACUGGUUGGUCUGGUACCACUGCUGGCGGGAUCAAGAAAAAAAGAAGUAAUAUUACCAGAAAUUAGUUUCUACACUGGUAAUUUAUACGAGUUUCUUUGCGAGCUGGAAAACUUUGACAAAUCUAAGGAAGGUUUGCUCAGUGAUCGGGAACAGUUUAACAAAAGUAUUAAAUUAGUUCAUUUGGCUCAAGAAUUACAAAGUUCUAAUGGGUUGACUCUAGCUGAUAGAACUUGGCAUUUCAAGACGCAUCAUCAUUGUUUCUUGGGAAAUGAGCUUGUAUCAUGGUUGAUAGAAAAUUUUGAAGACAUAGACAGUAGGGAAGAUGCAGCUGCUUUUGGGCAGCAAUUGAUGGAUAAUGGAUUGUUCAAGCACGUGGAAAGUAGACAUGGGUUAUUGGAUGGAUAUUAUUUCUAUGAGUUUUCAAGUGAAUAUAUUGACAAGACAUCAAACCAACUGCAGCAACAACAACUGCAACUGCUCAACGGAUGGUUCAAAAGGAACAAGAGUGUUACUCAAGAAUCGACAACGCCAACUACAUCUGAUUCCGAGUCAUUGGCAACCAGUCAAGAUGCAGCAACAGUAAACAAAGCAUCGUCAACGACGCCACCAAAGAAAAAGAAAUUUUUUCUCAGUAAUCAAGUUAGUUAUAAUGUUGAUCCACUCAAAAAGUCUUUCAAGCCUGAGAUUAUCACAGUUCAUUACGAUAAGGUACAUAACCCAGACCAUUGUUAUCAUAUCCGAUUCCAGUGGCUCAACACAACUGCAAAAUUCAUAGACGAGACAAUCACAAGUUGGGCACGUUUCUGUGAACGACAUGGUUUGAAAUUAGUUGAAACUCCUUGGAAUGAACUUUGUGAGAUUCCAAGAACAAACCCUUUCCACUCAUUUGUGGAUUUGAAACUAGUAUUAAAUCCUUGGACUGAUCCAGAAUUCAAGGACUCGCCAAAGCUUGUGGACAAUAAAUUCUACUUCCAUUUGUAUCUUUUACGAAAGUCUGGGUUCUUUUUAGAUAAUCGGUCAGCAAACUUUUUCCUGAAAGAUGAUAUUGAAAUUUCAUACAGUUGGGGUAAGCCUAUUUUCAAAUAUGCACAAUAUAUACAUCGCACAGGUAUGUAUAUCGUUGAGUUAAGGGAUAGUGGGAACAUGUUUUUAGCCCCAAAUAACGUUCAUUUGGUAAGGCUGCUGAUAUCUCUCGCCAUGAUGCUGGACCACGACAAGACUCAAUUACAGACGCUGGGUUCGCAACAGGUUAUGCUUAAUUUCAGAUCAAUUUGCACAAGUGAAAAACGCUUGAGAGAAAUUUUUGUAGAAGCAAAACAUGCUUCCGAGAGAGGAUGA
Messenger RNA from [Candida] anglica, 4668 nucleotides. The record is from the annotation of a GenBank genome assembly. Lineage: Eukaryota; Fungi; Ascomycota; Pichiomycetes; Serinales; Debaryomycetaceae.